Quercus robur (English oak) is the source of this 486-nucleotide messenger RNA. RefSeq lists its product as uncharacterized. The record is from RefSeq and is a predicted model, not a curated record. The transcript has a single exon. The coding region runs from base 1 to 486 and encodes 161 amino acids. NCBI's taxonomy places the organism in Eukaryota, Viridiplantae, Streptophyta, Magnoliopsida, Fagales, Fagaceae.
AUGCCGGAUAGGUUUGCUCGCCCACCGUUCAACUACUAUGACGGGAAGACUGAUCCGGUAGAACACGUCAGCCAUUAUAUUCAGAUGAUGUCUUUGCAUACUCAUAACGAUGCACUCAUGUGCAAGGUAUUUCCCUUAAGUUUAGGACCAAUUGCAUUGAGGUGGUUUAGUGGGUUACGGAAAGGAUCCAUACGUAGUUUCUCCGAGUUGGUUCAAGAGUUCGGAGUCUGGUUUGUGACGUGUAGCCAAGUACCUCAGCCAGUAGACACGCUCCUCUCAAUGAAAAUGAGGGGGGGAGAGACCCUCCGUAAUUAUGCCAACCCAUAUUGGGAGCUAUACAACGAGAUUAGCGGGGAUAACAAAAGGGUGGCAGCAAGCACAUUUAGGAUAGGGUUGCCCGAGGAUUCAGGGCUACGAGAGUCGUUAACCAAAAAGCCGCCAAAAGGCAUGCGGCAGCUUAUGAGAUGCAUUGAGGAAUACAAAUGA